AUGACGCGCCUCGCCGCCACGGAAACCGAAGUUCCCGUCAUUAUCAACGGGCAAAACAUUGAACUCACACCAGCCUUGGUGGAACACGUCAACAAACGCAUCGGUGGACAAAUCAACAAGUUGGCCAGUAACGGAGCCAUUCAGGAAUGCGACGUGAUUCUCUCCGUCAGUAAGAACCCCAAGGUCAAAAACGGACACCGCGUGGAAGUCGUCACGAACCUCAAGGGCACGUCGAUCAUUUGCCACAACGAGAGUCCGGACAUGUACGCUUCCAUCGACGCCGCCUCGCACGCACUCUACCGCAAACUUUGCAAGUACAAGGACAAUCGGGUAGCUGGUUGGCACGGGGGUGAAAAAAUGGGCAACGACAUUAUGGAAGUCCUCGAAAACCUCGAGGAUGUUUCGGAAUACACCGCCACGCCCGUCGCGGAAGAAUACGUCGAUCCCGAAGCUCCCACCAUUACCAAGGUCAAAAACUUUGAUCUCACCAAACCCAUGAGUGUACAGGAAGCCGUCUUUGCUCUGGAUUACAUUGAUCACGACUUUUACGUCUUUCGCAACGCCGAGACCAACGAAAUUUCUGUCGUGUACAAGCGCCACGUGGGCGGUAUUGGACUCGUCGAGCCCUAG
Messenger RNA from Phaeodactylum tricornutum CCAP 1055/1, 630 nucleotides. RefSeq lists its product with no specific name. The record is from RefSeq and is a predicted model, not a curated record. The transcript has 2 exons. NCBI's taxonomy places the organism in Eukaryota, Bacillariophyta, Bacillariophyceae, Surirellales, Neidiaceae. Gene Ontology annotation, molecular function: ribosomal small subunit binding. Bases 1 to 630 code for a protein of 209 amino acids. Gene Ontology annotation, biological process: negative regulation of translational elongation; primary metabolic process. Gene Ontology annotation, cellular component: cytosolic small ribosomal subunit.